AUGGCGUCAGAGGCGGCGCCAGGUCAGCUCGGCGCGCGAUGGACUCCUCCGGGAGGUGGCGCUGACGGGAAAGCGGGAGGGAGUAGCGGCGGUAGUAGUGGUGGUGGUCUGCGUGUAAAUAACAGCCUGUGCAACGAGAAAGUGCCGUUCGUUCCGCAAAACGGACGACGAGUCACGUGGUACAUCUGCGGUCCUACAGUGUACGACUCGUCGCACAUCGGCCACGCGCGAACGUACCUCUCCUUCGAUAUUAUCCGCCGCAUUCUCGAGGACUAUUUCGGGUAUGACGUGUUCUAUGUGAUGAACGUUACUGACGUGGACGAUAAGAUCAUCGUAAGGGCCAGGAAGGAUUACCUCAUCAAGCAGUAUCUCCAUGCCACGUCAGAUGCCGCGCAGGUCUUGGCUGACACACAAGCAGCGCUGGGAGCAGCAGUGGAGAAGCAACGGGGUGUGGUAGAGGGGUUGAAGAAGACAGCAGAGGGGGAGAGCAACGAGAAGAAGAAGGAGACGCUGCUGCAGCAGGCCGCACAGGAGGAGCUUAAACUGCAGCAGCUGGAAGGAGCGGCUAAGGUUGUCUUGGAGCGGCUGGGCCCGGCGUGCGUGGCGGCUGGCGGGCGGCGAGGAGUGUCUCUUCUGCUGGGGAGGCGGGCAGAGGAGGUGGAGGCGAAGGAGGAGGGAGCGGUGGGUGACGAGGCACGAGUUAAUGGCACAGCAGCCGAUGGGGCUGCAGCCACAGCAGAUGGGGUUGCAGCAGCAGCAGGUGGGGAAGCAGCAGGAGGUGAAGCAGCAGAGGGUGACAAGAUAGCAGCAGAGGCGGCAGCAGAUGCACUGGCAGCGUCGUUGGAUGCGAAGCUGAAAGCGACUGUCACUGAUGUGUCCAUCUUCAGACGCCUCGCUGCCAAGUAUGAAGUGGAGUUCUUUGAAGAUAUGAAGGCGCUGGGAGUGCGGCCACCUCACGUGCUCACACGUGUUACAGAGUACAUCAACGCAAUUGUCAACUAUGUGGACACGAUAAUUAAGAAUGGUUGCGCGUAUGCCAUCAACGGGAGUGUCUACUUUGACACCAAGACCUUCAAGUGA
Molecule: messenger RNA, 1080 nt
Organism: Closterium sp. Naga37s-1
Lineage: Eukaryota; Viridiplantae; Streptophyta; Zygnematophyceae; Desmidiales; Closteriaceae
Source: the annotation of a GenBank genome assembly